AUAAUCGUAGCUUUCUGUGCCUUUUAUCUGUCAAAACCCCCAAAAGUCAACAAUAUAAACAACACAGAAAAAAACAAAAUAUUGUUUACUCCACAAUCAGUGAAAAUUGUUGAAAGCUUUAUUCGGUUCCGCAGACAUGGACGACCAAAAAAACUCGCGAAUUUUCCGAAUGCAGCCAAUUUUGUGCCCUUGGAUAACUUCGCAGCCUUAUCAUUCAUCACUUUGUAAUAAAAAUAGAGCUUCGAACCAAAGCAGUGAGCCCACCUUGCCUAACCGUUUUUUAAAUAAUCCUUGGAUAAACAAACAGAUGCCCUUAGGGAUGCCACGGUCUCAAGACAAACAAUUACCGUCAAUUCAACAAUCUUCAAGUCAGUUCUUCUAUUUUCUUCGCUUGAUGCAGCUUUUUCCCGAUACUCAUCCAGCCACACUUCAUACAGUUUUAGUCUUGUGCAAAAAUGAUUUCUUUUGUGCUGUUGAUAAAAUGCUCUAUGCCAAGCGGUGCAAGCUUUUGUGCUAUAAGAAGAAUCUGAUUCAGAAGACGCACCAGAACCGGAGGAGUUUGCCGAUUAGGAUUAAUCAGAUCAGUAAAAAACAAACCAGUUGUGUGACCACGGAAAAGAAAACGGAUGAAACAAGCCAAGACGUGCCAGAGCGCAAUGUUCUUAAUUCAUUCGUCGAAAAGGCUGAAGAUUUGUCAACAAUAAACAAAACUUCAGUUCAAGAUUAGUUGUUUUUUGAAAUUUUAUGAAUUAUUGUUAGCAUUAUUAUUUAUCAAAAUGUGAUAAUCAAAUCCAUGGUUUUAUUUCAAAAUUUGAAUUUUUCCCAACCAUCCCUACUCAUCCCUUCCCUUCUCCGGUAGGACAGAGGCAACAUUGCAGAAUUCUCACUGUGUGUUAGUGUAAAACUUAGACAAUGGGUGACAACACAGCCCCAAAGAAAGUUAUUUUGAAUCCUGUUAUGACACCGCCUUGGAAAAUCCAGGAGAAAAACUACGAAAAUCCCGCUAACAACCUACCAUGUCCUGUAAAGCGAAAGCAAAAAAUUGUUAGGAAAGCCAAUCCGGUGGCUUCGGUGCCAAACACGGAACGGGAGGCUCUAAGAAACAAAAAUAUAGAAUCCCUAAUGGCUCGAUUUCCUGGUUUGAAGAAAUACCAAGCUCGAGCGGCUUUAACAAUAUCUGAGAAUAAAUUAGAUAAGGCAAUAAUUAUUCUCGAAGUGUCUAGUUGCUACCGCAGGAAAGUUCAUACUCAGGUGGAUGAUUCGGUUUAUUUGAAAAAUAUUCAGAUCACUUUAAAGUACGACGACAAACAACUGGAUCCGACUGUGAGAAAUGUGGUUAUUGAAAAUAUAAUUCCGGGGGAGCAAAAUGAUGCUGAUUUGUCAUUCAUUGAUGUUUGUGGACACGAUUCGAGCGCCUCGUCUAGUCCCAGGGUGGGAGUCCUUAUCAGCAAAAAUAAUGAUGGAUACAGCGUUUCACCUUUGCAAUAACUAAACUGUGUUACAUGUAAUGUUUUCUAGUUAUACUAAGACUGUUACAGUUUUAUUUUUUAUAUGUUGAUAAGACUUUCCUAAAAUAUAUAUUUUUUUCUUUUAUCA
This is a messenger RNA of Tribolium castaneum (red flour beetle), 1596 nucleotides long. RefSeq lists its product as uncharacterized. The record is from RefSeq and is a predicted model, not a curated record. The transcript has 6 exons. Bases 913 to 1488 code for a protein of 191 amino acids. Lineage: Eukaryota; Metazoa; Arthropoda; Insecta; Coleoptera; Tenebrionidae.